Gasterosteus aculeatus aculeatus (three-spined stickleback) is the source of this 5073-nucleotide messenger RNA. RefSeq names its product KN motif and ankyrin repeat domains 1a (gene kank1a). Gene Ontology annotation, biological process: negative regulation of actin filament polymerization. NCBI's taxonomy places the organism in Eukaryota, Metazoa, Chordata, Actinopteri, Perciformes, Gasterosteidae. The record is from RefSeq and is a predicted model, not a curated record. Gene Ontology annotation, molecular function: protein binding. Gene Ontology annotation, cellular component: cytoplasm; cytoskeleton.
GAACUAUAUUGUUGCGCGGAAGAUGAACGGUUGUCUUACCUGUAACGCAGAAGUUAAGUUAACUUUCCUAAAACUAGCUUAAAAGAUGUUUCACAUCUUCAGAUAGUGAUGCAGUGCGUCUAACUGCGGACAUUUCUACGAAUAGUGCGUCGCGUUACAUUAACAAGCAUCGGUUAACGUUAAAUAGUCCUCAAGUUAAUUCACUAAACAGUCAACGCUCGCUCGCUUUAAGCAACAACAACAACUAAAACCGCCCCAACUUCCCCCCACCCGGAAGACUCAGAGUUCACGUUCCCUUCGUUUGAGCUGGAAGCAGCCCGACCUGUGGCAGCAGGCUGCAUGCGGACCCGGACUGGAUGCAUGGCCGUCGCAUGAGCGCAGCGGGUGUUGUUGUUGUUGUGGGACCGAGAGCGCGCAGCUGCAGCCAUGGCUCAAACCAUGCACGUCAAUGGCAACGGCUCAGAAAGGGGACAAAGAUGCCCGAGCGCCGACGGCGAGAAGGACGCGGCGGCGCCCUACUACGUUGAAACUCCCUACGGCUACCAGCUGGACCUGGACUUCCUCAAAUAUGUCGACGACAUCGAGCGGGGCAACACCAUCAAGAAGCUGAGUGUCCACAGGAAGCCCAAAGGGGCCACACCCUCGGCGGCGGCGGCGCCGCGGGGCAGCACUAGCGGGGGCGGGGCUCCGGCCGAAUGGACCUCCACGGACUCCCUGUCCUCCUCCAACAGCGACGACAAGCAGUCACCGGUCUUCUUCGGCGGCGGGCCGCAGGUCGCCGCGCCGCUGACCCCCACCCUCUGCAGGGCGGCCUGUGAAGCCCCCCAGAGGCCGCUGCUGCUGCCGCCGCCUUCGCCGAGGUUCGCCCCCCGCCACAACCCGCAGGUGGAGAGGACCCUGAUGGAGACGCGCCUCCGCCUCGAACAGGAGCGCCUGCUGACGCAGCCGCCGAGCGAGCCGGCGGGGGGGCCCCCGCGCCGCCGCCUCGCCAGCUUCGGCGCGGGCUCCAGCAGCUCGCUGUCCUCCCACUCGGGCUCCGCGGGCCCCAGCCAGAUCUCCCCCGGCGCCCCGCACCCCCUCCCCGUCAACGGCCACCCCCCCAACGGGGACUACAGCCUCUACUACCCGUCCUCCAUGGUCAGCUCCAUCCGCCACAGCCCGCUGAGCUCCGGCGUGGCCACGCCCGUCACCAACGUCAGCCCGCUGCACCUCCAGCAGAUCCGCGAGCAGAUGGUGGUGGCCCUCAGGAAGCUGAAGGAGCUGGAGGAGCAGGUGAAGACCAUCCCCAUCCUGCAGGUGAAGAUCGCCGUCCUCCAGGAGGAGAAAAGACAAUUGGCCGCUCAGUCCAAAAGCCAAGCGGCGGGGAGCUUCCGCAAGCGCUCGUUCAGCGUCGGCAGCGCCGCCCAGAUGGAGGCGCCGGGCGCCGAGCGGCAGGAGACGGAGCUCCACAUCAUGGAGCCCGAAGCCCAGCGGCAGGACGCCCAGCGGCUGGACUGCGCCGCCGAGUUCCGCCGUCUGGCCGCCGAGGUCCAGGCGCUGGACGGCAACGCGGCCGACGCACGCGAGAGCCAGAAGUCCGUCGGCAUGGUCACCGACGAAAACAUGGCCAGCCUCCGCGCCGACCAGAGGGCGAGGGGACCCCGUUCGCGGGACGCCGCGGUGUCCACGGAGCGGCGGGAGACGCGCAGCGCGGCGGUGGGCGUGACCGAGGCCAUGCUGGGCACGAGCAGCGAGGCCGAGCGGGAGAUGGAGCUGCAGCAGCAGACCAUCGAGUCCCUGAAGGAGAAGAUCUACCGCAUGGAGGUGCAGCUGAAGGAGACCACGCACCAGCUGGAGAUGGGGAAGCUCAAGCUGGAGCUGCAGGCCGCCGGCGGCUCGGGCCGGAAGCGAGUGGACAAGGGGUCGACGGCGAGGCCGGAGACGUACGACGCCUGCGUGGAGGCCAGAGUCCAGACGCGCAGCGUGGGAGCCGGCGAGCACCUGGGACCCAGCACGCAGAGCGUCGCCGCGGGCCCCGAGACCCCGAUGGAGCGGUGGGUGGUGGGCGUGCGCGUGGAGGUGAGGGACCAGUGCGUGGGCCGAGAGGCGGGGCCCAGCGUCCGCGAGGCCGGGGUCAACACGGAGGAGUCGGUGGACCGCCUGGCGCUCUGCAGACCCAUGGCGGAGCUGAGCAGGGAGUCCAGGUCGGUGGGCUGCGGCGACUGCUCGGUGGACGUGGUCGUCCGCCCCGCCAAGACGCUGCUGUCGCGGGGCACCGACCCCGAGCGCGUCGGCACGGCGGACUCUGCCGUCACGGCGGCUCCCGAGUCGGCGACUCGGCAGACCAACACGGAGACGGAGGUGGCGAGCAAAUCCACCAACACGGAGCGGUCGGUCCGGACCGACUCCUCCACCGACACGGGGCUGCUGACCUGCGAGAAGCACACCAACACCGUCGGGACGGACACCAGGACGGUCGCCGCCGGCGAGGGGCUCGUCAGGGACGCUCACCCGGCGGCGAGGGGCCGAACGGUCGCCGUCGGGACCGGCGCGGACGCCGGGUCCAUCCUCGGGGGACCGGCUGCCGCUCGGACCAGAGAGUGCGGCGUGGGACCGGUUAGCGUCCAGGAGAACUUCCUGGUCGGGUUAAAAACCAGGAACAUAGCGAGCGGCCCCUCCCAGCCGAGCGGCAGCGAGGGCGCCGUCCGGGUGGAGGCUGCGGCGCCGGGCGGCGCCGGGCUGGACCACUACAUCGAGAGGGUCCAGAAGCUGCUGCAGGAGCAACAGAUGCUGCUGGCGGAGAACUACAGCGAGCUGGCGGACGCCUUCGGCCAGCCGCAGUCCCAGUUCGGCUCCAUCAACUGCCAGCUGGCCAGCACGCUCUCCUCCAUCAACUCCGUCAUGAAGUGCGGCAGCGCGGAGGACGUCCUGCAGCUGCAGCGGUGCGACUCCCUCAGCCAAGCGAGCGGCCAGCAGCUGUGUGCGGGGGGGCGGUCCCAGGUGGAGGCGCCACCUGCCGACCGGGCCGCUCAGCAGCAGGUGAGCGCGGCGGAGCAGAAGAGCCGCAUGGACCUGCAGAUGUCCACGGCGCUGCACGGACAGCUGUGCAGCCAGAGCACCCUGAAGUCCAUCAUGAAGAAGAAAGACGGCCGACCCGACUCCAACGGCACCAAGAAGAACCUGCAGUUUGUCGGGGUGAACGGAGGGUACGAGACGACGUCGAGCGACGACUCCAGCUCGGAGGACAGCAGCUCCUCGGGGUCGGACGAGGAAGAGGAUGAAGACGAGAAGGCGUUCGAAGGAGAAGAGGAAUAUGAGAAUGUUGAGGCGAGGAGCGUGAGCGAGGAGUUUAAACCCGUUGGAGCUGAGGAGGUGGAGGAGGAGGAGGAGGAGAAGAAGCAGGAGGAAGAGGAGAAUUCAGAGAAGCAGGAGACGAGAGAGAGGUACUCGCUCAGCGAGAAGAUGCUGUCUGCGACCAACGUCCUCAGAGCUCACCUGAGUGACCCCAAAGCUGUGAGCAGUAAAGAUCUGAGAACCUGCAUCAACACGGUGCAGCACGAGUGGUUCCGCGUGUCCAGCCAGAAGUCGGCGUCGGCCCCCAUGGUCGGCGACUACCUGGCGGCGUUCGGGGCCGUCUCGCCGGCCGUCCUGCGGCACGUCGUCAACAUGGCCGACGGCAACGGCAACACGGCGCUGCACUACAGCGUGUCUCACUCCAACUUCCUGGUGGUGAAGGAGCUGCUGGAUGCAGAUGUGUGCAACGUGAACCAGCAGAACAAGGCCGGCUACACGCCCAUCAUGCUGGCCGCGCUGGCCGCGGUGGAGUCGCCCAAGGACAUGCGCAUCGUGGAGGAGCUCUUCAGCAAAGGAGACGUCAACGCUCGAGCCAGCCAGGCCGGCCAGACGGGGCUCAUGCUGGCGGUCAGUCACGGCAGGAUGGACAUGGUUCGGGCCCUGCUGGCUCAGGGGGCCGACGUCAACGUGCAGGACGACGAGGGCUCCACGGCGCUGAUGUGCGCCAGCGAGCACGGCCACGUGGAGAUCGUCAAGCUGCUGCUGGCGCGGGCCGGCUGCGACGCCACCCUGAGCGACAGCGUGAGGAGCCCAGGACGUUCACGCCUCCUCUUUGCUCGGGUGUUUUUCUUCCAGUUAUUUUGUUUUGUUUUAAUCCCUUGUUUCUCCACCUCUUGUCUCCUUUGUCCUUGUUGUCUUCCCUUCAGGAUGAGAGCAAUGCCCUGUCCAUCGCUCUGGAAGCAGGACACAAGGACAUCGCCAUGCUGCUUUAUGCGCACGUCAACUUCUCCAAAGCCCAGUCCCCCGGGACGCCUCGUCUCAGCAGAAAGACGUCGCCGAGUCCCACCCAGAGGGGUGUGUUUGAUUAGAGGCCCCGCCUCCCUGGAGCCCUGCGCUGCUAUUGGUUCUUAGCCACAGAUGGAUGAGGACUUACACUGGAGGAUCCAACCGACCAGUGAUUCCUGGGAAUAUAUUUUUAUAUGUGUGAACGUACACAUCUGGUGCCUCCGGUCCCGUCGGAUAAUAAUCAACACAAAUUCAAUUCUAAAUGCCUUUUUUUUUGUUUUUGUUUUUCCUUUGACAACGUUUUAUGUCCAAAGCUCAAUGUUGAUCAUUCAAGAGCACAAAAACAUUGUGAUUUUUUUUUUUUUUUGCAUCAGAGCAGACAGACGGAGGAUAUUCCACCCGCAUGUUGGGAAGUACUUCCUGUAAAUAUCGCUCGCCUCACACACGUGCGCGUCCAGCGCUCCGCAGUGCACGUAGAGGUCGUGUGGACGAACGCAUCGACCAACGCUGUCCUACAACUGGAGAAAUUGUACUUUUAUACAAAUCCUUUGUAUCUAUUUAAAGAGAAGAAUCAGUAUUUUCAAUAUUUCCUGUUGCUAGUUAACGACCCACGGAGUUAUAUAUUUAUCAAAGUAUAGUUUUUAAUGCAGAUUUAUGUAUUUCAGUGUACAUACGUGGUCAUUUUUCCUUCUGUACGUCUCAUGUGUAACAUAUCUGUCCUCUAGUGUUCAUCAAGGCACUUUCACCCUCCGAUGGGAAAAGCCUCAUAUCAAUAAACAACAAAUAAAGAAUAUA